AUGCGGCAAUACUCCCACCUCCAUGCCCAACUAGCCCAGCUCAACGCCAACCUAGCUGAUACGCAGAACCUCAUGCGCAUGACGAGUGCUCAAGCAAGUGAUCUACGGUUUCUAGGCGGAUAUGUAGGAAGCCUGUUUAUGGGCGCCGCGAAAGUCUUGGGCGAGGAGGGAAUCAACGGGCAGGAUCAUAGCAACAACAAAGACAAGAGAGAUGGAAGUAAAGAGGGCGAGGCCACGCGCGCGGAUAGUGAGAGUGGUGCUGGAGAGAAUGACGACGAGAGCUAG
Messenger RNA from Arthroderma uncinatum, 285 nucleotides. RefSeq lists its product as uncharacterized. Gene Ontology annotation, biological process: attachment of spindle microtubules to kinetochore. NCBI's taxonomy places the organism in Eukaryota, Fungi, Ascomycota, Eurotiomycetes, Onygenales, Arthrodermataceae. The coding region runs from base 1 to 285 and encodes 94 amino acids. The record is from RefSeq and is a predicted model, not a curated record. The transcript has a single exon. Gene Ontology annotation, cellular component: DASH complex.